AUGGCUUCAACGAAAGAGCUUUAUGCUGAUGAUCCACCCUUCAUCGACGUGGCUCUAACACUGCGCAGUUGUGGUUGUGGCUACAUGAUCGUGCUUGCAAUGUACCUGAAUACGCUUCUGAUGAUAGCGAUUAACUUCAAAGUGGCCCCACCUUCUCUUGAAGAAGAACAACGUCAAGCUACUUUCCAACAAGUGUCUGGAAAAGAAGCGAAACCCAUUCCCGAAAAGAAGGAAGAAAGUAAGCAGCCAUUCGACAAGUACGAAGAAGCCCAAACGCAGGAAGAGCAGAUGGAGGUUAAAGAAGCUGCAAGUCCUGCUCUGUUGCCGUUAGCUAAAACAGCACCUCCUGAACCCAGUAGUCAUAAAGAAAAACAAAAGGAGAAGAGGAAAAAAGAGAGGCCAAAGGAGAAGGAAAAGAAAGAUACAAGAGAUAAAACACUUAAAUCCGCGCAAAUGUCGAUACGCCUUCCACGUGCGCCUAAAGGACAUCAUGAAGAAGAAUUGGAGCAAAUGGAGAAAUUCUUGGCCGAAGAUGACAUCAGCGCCAUUGAAAAGUAG
Messenger RNA from Necator americanus (New World hookworm), 558 nucleotides. RefSeq lists its product as uncharacterized. The transcript has 8 exons. Lineage: Eukaryota; Metazoa; Nematoda; Chromadorea; Rhabditida; Ancylostomatidae. The coding region runs from base 1 to 558 and encodes 185 amino acids. The record is from RefSeq and is a predicted model, not a curated record.